Messenger RNA from Haemonchus placei, 744 nucleotides. Lineage: Eukaryota; Metazoa; Nematoda; Chromadorea; Rhabditida; Trichostrongylidae. The record is from the annotation of a GenBank genome assembly.
AUGGCUGGUAACUUUUGGCAGAGUUCGCAUUAUGACCAGUGGAUAUUCGAAAAGCAAGAACUACUCAGAAUGCGCAGUGAAGAUCUUAAGAUUUAUACUGAGGAAGAAUAUCAGAAACUGAUGAUUUUCUGGGCCAAUCUCAUACAGACACUUGCCGUCGAAGGCAUACAACAAGGACAUCCGAAAACAAGAAUGCAGGUGAUUGCCACUGCAAUCGUUUAUUUCAAGCGCUUUUACGCUCGACGUUCUUACAAAGAUGUGGAUCCACUUCUUAUUGCCUGUGCCUCUGUAUUUCUGGCAUCCAAGGUUGAGGAACACGGCCUCAUGUCAAUGUCAAAUCUCAUCAAAACAAUCCCUAACUGCCUGAAAAAAUGGCCUAAUCUUACUUACGAUGCGUCUUCGAAGAAUAGUGGCUUAUAUGACGCUGAGUUCAUACUGGUCGAAAUGCUCGACUGCUGUCUUGUAGUAUAUCAUCCCUAUCGACCCCUCACUACAAUGCUGCAGGUGGCCAAUGACUCACUACGUAGUGAUUGCUCCUUGCUCUAUCCUCCUCAUAUUAUCGCCAUUGCUUCUAUCAUCGUUGGAGCCGAGCUAAUGAAUCGUGAAAAGGACAUAAAGAAGGUGUACGACUGCGUUAAUACCAUAUUUGCUAUGUACAAAACGUGGAAAACAUUCGACGAAAAGGAACAUGUGAAGCCGUUGUUCGACAAGCUACCCAAAAUCAAUCCAGGACCGACGUUCUAG